AUGUUAGGUGAAUUUAAACAAGUAGUAGAUUUUAGACAAGCUUUGAUAUAUUUAAAACAUGCUGCUUCAAAAGCUGAUGAAGAUUGUCCUGAUGGUGCUUAUGUAUAUGGAAUGAUAUUAGCUAAAGAAUGGGAUAGAGCCGUUGUUCCUGAUGAACUUGUCUCUCCUGAUGAUCAUGAAGCCAGAGAAUUAAUACUACGAGCUGCAAACUUAGGCCACGUUUCUGCUUUAUUCAAGAUAGGUCAAUGUUAUGAAUAUGGCACUUUAGGAUUUCAAUGUGAUCCAAUAUUGUCUGUUGAAUAUUAUAAACGAGCUGCUGAAAAAGGUCAUGUUGAAGCUGAUAUGUCAUUAAGUAAAUGGUAUCUUUGUGGUGCGGAAAAUCUGGAACAAAACGAAGCACUUGCUUAUGAGCAUGCUGAAAAAGCUGCUUUGAAAGGAUUGCCUACUGCUGAAUUCGCUAUGGGUUAUUUUCAUGAACAUGGAGUUCAUGUUCCUAAAAAUUCUGGCGCUGCCAUGAUUUGGUACACAAAGGCCGCAACCCAUGGUAACGAAGAUGCAAGGAAAAGGUUGGCUCUUGAUGAUGCAGGUGUUCGUAGAGAUAAUGAGCCAAACAGCUUAAAAAAGGACAUGCAUAAUGAUAAGAAUUGUGUUGUUCAAUAG
Racocetra fulgida is the source of this 660-nucleotide messenger RNA. The record is from the annotation of a GenBank genome assembly. NCBI's taxonomy places the organism in Eukaryota, Fungi, Glomeromycota, Glomeromycetes, Diversisporales, Gigasporaceae.